This is a messenger RNA of Purpureocillium takamizusanense, 228 nucleotides long. RefSeq lists its product as uncharacterized. The coding region runs from base 1 to 228 and encodes 75 amino acids. The record is from RefSeq and is a predicted model, not a curated record. Lineage: Eukaryota; Fungi; Ascomycota; Sordariomycetes; Hypocreales; Ophiocordycipitaceae. The transcript has a single exon.
AUGGACGCCAACGUGGCCAGUGUGGACGCAACUGUGGACGCAAAUGGUAAUGCGGAAGAGAACCAGGCUGCUCCAAGCGUGAGCGGUACACGCGCCGGCGUAAAACGACUUUCGCUAUCCUCGUCGCUUUCGUUGCGCAGACUCAGCGGUCAGUUCUCUCCGCAGCGCCUUGGAAGGGCCUACUCCAAGCGCAAGAGCAGCGGCUCCACCAUCCAGCCCGCGCCGUGA